Molecule: messenger RNA, 1377 nt
Organism: Pocillopora damicornis (cauliflower coral)
Lineage: Eukaryota; Metazoa; Cnidaria; Anthozoa; Scleractinia; Pocilloporidae
Product: histamine H2 receptor
Biological process (GO): G protein-coupled receptor signaling pathway
Cellular component (GO): membrane
Molecular function (GO): G protein-coupled receptor activity
Source: RefSeq, a predicted model, not a curated record
AUGGUUCAAGUAUCUGAAAUGUGUGGUGAAAACACUGAAUACUCAUCCAAUUUAUUGCCAGUGUGCGUUAUAAAUUCAAUUUUGAGCGCAGUGACAAUUUUUGGCAACUCGAUGAUACUCUUGGCAAUUUUCAAGACUCCUGGCCUACGAACAAAUUCCAACUUUUUUAUUGCAUCGCUAGCCGUUGCUGAUUUUUUCGUCGGUUUGGUUAUGAACCCGCUUUAUGCUGUUAAAGCGGGGAUGGCUGUCGACGUCAACUCGCACCCUCUAACCAUUGCAGCAGCGGUCAUAACCUUACAAACACUGACAGCUACAACAUACAACUUAUGUUGUGUGAGCAUCGAUCGAUAUCUGGCCAUAGUUGCCGUAUUCCGAUAUGAAAGCUACGUGACAACCGAAAGAUGUUUACGCUUUAUAGGUUUGGUGUGGGUUUGUUCUUUUAUUGUACCUUUGCCACGACUAUUUAUUACAGAAUUUCAUGCUCUUCCCAGGUUGUGGCUUGUUUCUUAUAUCGUGGUGUUUAUCGUACCGUUGUCAGGAAUCUCAUUUUGUUAUUUCCAUAUCUACAAAACUGCUUCAGCGCAAGCGCGAAGAAUUGCUUGUGAACACAUCGUGGACAGACGAGAGGCGGUUAAAAUUCGUAAAAACCGGAAGGCCACUUGGACAGCGGCUCUAGUCAUCGGAGCAUGCUUCGUGCUGUGGUUUCCAUCUUGUAUUUUGUCUUUUGUUCAAGCUUUAACAUCAGACGAAUGUUUAAAACACCGAAUUGACUCCAGUACAUGGUUCUGGGUUGAUACUCUCGCUUUCGCCAGUUCCGCGUUGAAUCCGUGGAUCUACUUUUUAAGAUCGAGGGAGUUUAAACAGGCCUUGAGGAGAAUUGUAGUCCAGAGUGGGGUGUACUGCAUGAUAUGUAAAUGUCACGGUAUGAAGGUUGACGUUGUUACGGUCACUGAUGAAGAAAUUCGAACAAGAGAUAAAGAACAGAAAAGCACAAUGAAUCCUCAGCAUCUUUCUUUAGCUGCCUCCUGAAUGCAUGGUUCAGUUUUUUACGAUUGUGGAGGUUUAGGUCUGAACAUCUCCUGUCUGGAACAAUUCAGGGCAAUCGACUUUGCUUUUUAAGAACACUGUGACAAGUAAAGUCUUUUACAGAUGUGAAACUUAAUUCAGGAGAUGGUUAUUACUAAAGAGAGUUACAAUAGUGCUUAGUAGAGGAUAAAUCACUUGGAACGAAAACGACCGUGCAGAAAACCGUGGGAUACCGUGACCCGUUUACACAAAACUCUGGUUUAUUUAAUCGUUGCGUAAGCUAAAAUUAUCCUAUCAAAAUUAUCCAUAUUAGCCCCUUGACACUAUACUAUAUGUUGUGUAAAUCAAUCG